AUGGCGUCUACAAACGCCCCGUUGCCCGCGGGGUCUACGACCACCCUCGCCAAACCCUCCGUCGCGAGGAAGGCUGCUGCCUCGCAGCCCGUACCUCGCAAACGCGUCGAGCCUGCCAUCCCUCUGCCUUAUCUCCAACGUCGACCCAAGAAACCAACCGCUUCUACGCAGCUACCCUCUCCUUUGCGAACCAACAGUGAAGACGCAGCUCCGAGCCCGACCCAAGAGCAGCCCCGAGCUCAGGCAGAAGAAGUCAAGACCGACGCAGACGACCGCAAACAGGCUGUCGACGGUCUGCCUGCGCAGACAGUCGAACAAAAGGGAACCGGCGAGGCAAACCACGACGCCGUACCCAACCACCAGGAGCCCAAGUCAGUAUCGGCUGGUUCUGCUACACAAGACGCCGUCGUGUCUCCACCGGCCUCCGGAGAACUGACACCCCCAGAAACCGCCCCAAGCGCUCCCUCGUCGGUCUCUUUCCCUCCCCAAGCCAUGUCGCCGGCCCCGUACAACGGCGUGGCUCCCCCGCCCUUUCCGCCAGCCGACACCCAUCCUGCCCACUUUCGAGGCCCUGUUCCCGCGCCCAUCCACUUGCCACAGCUGAACCUCACCCACCGGGCUGUGCACCAGCACCACCCCAGCAAUGGCAGUCUGGUCUUUGGCGGGUUCCCCGGAUCCAACACACCGUCGCCCGCCCCCAACUCUGGAGGUGCCUUCCCUCCUCCGAUGAACAUGGCCCGCGAGCAGAUGCCGGUGCCUGGGAUCGAUGCGUUUGGCCGACCAAUGCUUUCAGCUGCGCCGAAUGACAGCAUUGUGCAAGUUCCCAUGAACCAUGGCCCCAUGACUCCACACAGCUUCCACGAAUCUCAGUCCUCACGAACGGCAGAUGAAAUCGGCGCCACAAUGCCGUUUGUAAACGGCCAUAGCGGGAUGGAGUUUCGGGGGCCCAGACCUCCUCCUGGCAUCAGGGUUCCUCCGGCACCGAGCAACCAACCGCAAUUCAACGCCGAAGGCCUCGAAAUUGCCGAUGCCAUGAUGUUCACGGACCGAAUCAACGACAUGUUCUCAAAGCCCGCCUUCGCCGACUGCGAUGUUUGCCUGGUCCUGCCUGACCGCUUGACGCCUAUCAACUCGCAACACCCGGGGCAACUUGACGCGCCCUUGCGAAUGCCCGCUCACAAGCUCAUUCUGUCGAUGAACCCCAUCCUCGCGAAACUCAUGCAAAAGCAAGCAGAGCAGCAAAAUGCCCUUCGCCAUGGCCUUCAUGAGGUCCGCAUCGCCUCGGACGACCCUUACCUGCGGGCUGACUCCAUGUGGAGAGCGAUCAAGCACGUGUACGGUUUCCGCUACGUCCCUAUGGGAAAGAUCGCACCGGACAAUUCGGACGGCGAAAAGUUCCACUUUGCUCUCGGUUACGCUGCCGCCGGUGCAUUGUUGGAGAUACCUCACAUCUCCAUCAACGCUAUCGGGGAGGCGUCGAAGCUGCUGAGCUGGGACACAAUUGAGAAGGGCGUGGAGUUUGCGCUGCGUGAAUCAGUCAUGGUCCUCAACAGGAUGGACGGCCCCCAUGGUCGCCUCUUCCCGUUUCAGUACAGGCACGGCAUCUACGUGAACGAGCUUGUGGAGAAGAUCAUCAUGUUCAUCAUCACCCACUUCCCCAAUAACUUUACCCUGGACACCACAGUUGACAAUACACGGUACGCUCGUCUGCCACCGACUCUGCCCGUUCGAGAGACAGCAGGACCAGAGAUUGUGAACGGCAUUCGGGCCCCGCCACAAAUGUCGUCACGAAAAUCCAUGCCGAGAUUCGGAGACCUCGACCCCGACGAGCACGACGGCGACGGAAAGGCUGUGUCGCACCAGGAGCCUUUCGAGCACGCUGCUGCACUCUCUCGGAUCCUGCUCAACCUACCUUUCGAGAUGGUGAAAUUCCUACUCGAGAGCAGCAAUAUUGGAGGGGUUUCGGGCUGGCAGACAGCUCAAGACCGACGGCGAGCUCUCCCUCACGUGGUCGCAGCGCGGGAGAACCGCCGUCUGCGUUUUGUCUCGGAAUUCAUGGCUGGCCGGCACGAAGGCCCGGACCCCGGGGCGGCUCUGCGGAGCCAGGAACCUCAGCUGCUCGAGGGUGUCUGGAACAGUGUCUGCUGGAGGGAGCAAUGCGUGCCGAAUGGAGAUGCGCCUGUCAUCGAGCGGGUUUGGGAGCCCUUUAGGGACAGCAGGUAG
Diaporthe citri is the source of this 2223-nucleotide messenger RNA. RefSeq lists its product as uncharacterized. NCBI's taxonomy places the organism in Eukaryota, Fungi, Ascomycota, Sordariomycetes, Diaporthales, Diaporthaceae. The transcript has 2 exons. The record is from RefSeq and is a predicted model, not a curated record. Bases 1 to 2223 code for a protein of 740 amino acids.